Molecule: messenger RNA, 1859 nt
Organism: Sclerotinia trifoliorum
Lineage: Eukaryota; Fungi; Ascomycota; Leotiomycetes; Helotiales; Sclerotiniaceae
Source: the annotation of a GenBank genome assembly
UUCAUAAACUUUAUUUAUUGCGCUAGGCUGCGGGAGUAAUAAGACCGGACCAAAAGUCCAUACAGCAAUUGUUGCAGGUACUCUUAACAUUAUAACCCCGCCAUCUCCUUCUAGACAAUUCAAUAAACCAAAAAUUUAGAGGUCAGAGUUGCCAACUCUCUCAACAUGCCUCUAACUGGCUCGCAGCGUUCCAUGCUUAAUGAGUUCAUGCAAAUUACUGGCAUCUCAGAAAGGAAUGGCACAAAAGUGAGUGAUUGCUGCCUCAAGCUCCUCCUACAUGUAAACAAAAGAACCACAGGCUGAUACACAUUGGUCUUGCAGAUCCUCAAAGGAGCAGGCUGGAGAUUAGAGGCAGCAUGCGAUAGGUGAGCGAACAUUUCACUUCAUAUAGCUAGUAGCAGCUGCGCAGGACGAAUACCGUCUUAUGGACAACACUCGAUUAACGAUCAACGUUCCUCUCGGUUUCCGAUAUGAAUAUGGACCUUCGAUGGCAUCUUUGGGAAUCACUUGGGGGCAUUUACGGCUGGUAAAAUGUGUCACUGUACAUGGAGUUUAAUGAGCGGAUAUACAUACGAGGACAAGGAUAGGAAAUACUUCGGGGUGCAUGCUUCUAUCCGCUACUCCGUUCAUCAAAACACCGAUGUGUUGGAGGAUUAACGGGCCAGAGGACUUUCUUCAACUUGCAUCCAUCGAUACGCCACUUCACUAUGCCUUCUAUGAUCUGAAUAACCCAGAUUCUUUUCGGAUUUACUCCAACCGCAGACGUCACUUCUGAUCGAAAACCUCUGGUCUCGUCUUUAUCAUCAGUGCUUGUGUCGACGGUUCAAUUUCAUGGUCGAAGCUCUUGCAGCUCAUAUUACAGCUUAAAUAUUUGAUCUAUCCUGACAUUUCAACCAUAAUAGUUUCUUCCAAGCAAAUCAUAAUGCCGUUCCCUCUGCUCAAGCAAAGGAAAAGGAGACUUUAACGAAGCUUUUCGAGAGUUACCGCAGUAUGUACUUUGCACAUUCUCCCCAAAAUUACUUUAAUAGGAAAGAAGCUGAUUUGGCAAUUUAGCAUUCAGUGAUGAUGUUGAUAUGGUUGGUGUCGAUGGCACUAUGAAGUAUUUCGGGGAUGAUUUGGGCGUCAACCUCGAAGGUGUUGAAUUUCUUAUCCCUUGUGAAAUCAUUCAAGUGCCAUCAAUAGGAGAGAUGUCUAAAGAGGGCUUUGUUGAAGGAUGGAAGAAGCUUGGGUAAUAACCCCCGCCCACACUUGUUUACACUCGGCUGCUGACAUUUAAUCAAAAGCCUUGACACGAUACCGAAGCAAAAGUCACACAUUUCGAAGGCCGUAGCAUCAUUGUCGACUGAUUCAGAGCUAUUCAAGAGAGUAUACAAACACACUUUUGUAUGUGCUCGUGAAAAGGGGCAGAAAGCCCUCUCAUUAGAGCUUGCCAGUGUAUAUUGGGAACUCUUGUUCAAUGCACCAGGAAGGCAAUGGAAGACUAAUUCGACGAAUUGGAUCGCAUUAUGGUUGGAAUUUCUCGGACAGAACUGGAAGAAGAGUGUGAAUAAAGAUCUAUGGAACCAAACAUACCAAUUCCAUGCAAAGACAAUGGAGGAUGAGAGUCUGAGUUUCUGGAACGAAGAUGGAGCAUGGCCAAGCGUCAUAGAUGAAUUCGUAGCAUGGGUGAAGAAGAACAGGGGCGAUCCGGAAGCUGGAGAGACAAUGGAGACUGAUUGAGAAGGCAUGAUGAAGCUUUAGAACCACACUUUUUAUUUAUUUCGUUUGCAGCGAAGCAUAUUCCUGAUUUGCACGAUGGCGUUCUAGGUAGCAAGACUGGCGUUCAGACACCACACAAGCAAGUGAGGAGGAAUACCAAG